Molecule: messenger RNA, 4766 nt
Organism: Wasmannia auropunctata (little fire ant)
Lineage: Eukaryota; Metazoa; Arthropoda; Insecta; Hymenoptera; Formicidae
Exons: 5
Coding region: 590-3736 (1048 amino acids)
Source: RefSeq, a predicted model, not a curated record
UAAUGAUUUGAUUCCCGAAAAGUGAAAUGUAGGCCGAGCUUAAAUAGCCGAAUUCGUUUACACUGUGAUUUACGAAUGGAACAGGAGGACGAUUCAGGCUAUUUCAUCUAAACGCUAUGACAGAUACGCGUUGCGACAGCGCGUGGCCUACAAGUAAAACGGAAUUGCGAGAAUCGUAACGGGGCAAGUCACGCAAGACAUUUCAGUCCAGUCUCGCUUGGCCUCUCGUGGUGGAGAGGCCCGGCGUCGUCGCGCUCGCGACUCCACGCGGAUGAGCCCGCUCCUGCCGCGCUGCAUCUCCUCCCACUACCACGCAGGCCCCCGCGUACUGGUCGCUGUCCCUUUAAAAUUUGAAUCACUGUCGGUUACCGAGGCCGCCGCGACGAUACUCCGUCUCCGUGCGGGCGGCGCAAGUGCGCAUCCGUUAAAGAAAUCCGGUUGGGCCGGUUGGGCAAUCGCGUGCGCGAGGCGAACCCGCCCGCGAAUUCGGGAUCGCGACGACGAUCGGGAGCGCGCGCUCCUGGCGACAACCUAGUUGAGGUCUCCACGAGGAUCGUCGUGGCGUGAGCGCGGACGAACAUCCGGAGCGAUGUCGGAGACGAGCGGGGACAGCGUCAAGUACAAGUGGACGCCCGAGAGCACCGCGCUGCUCGUCUCGGUGUGGUCGGACCGGCAGGUGCAGAAGCAGCUCGAGUAUGCUCCGCGGCCGCAGGUAAUUUGGGAGAAUGUCGCCCGCUACAUGAAGAAGAAGGGUUACAACGUAACGGGCAAGCAGUGCCGGUCGCGCAUAAAGCAGGUCCUGGUGUGCUAUCGCGAGGCCAAGCGGGCGGGCACCCGCGCCGGGGUGGAACAGUACUACGAGACCAUCGAUCGCGUGCUGCAGAGCAAGCGUCUGGAUCAUCACCAUGUCAACAUCAACGGCGUGGAUACUGUGGAUGCUGUGAAGUCACCGCCAAAGGAUGUAAAGACCAACAAGAAUCUGCAGAUGAGACUGAAAGUUCAGGAGCCUGUGCAAUCUCUCUUUCGAACGGACGCUCUCUCCCCCACGUGGACGACGGGAUACGAAAAUGAGUAUCCAGAUUCACCCGAGUCAAACGAGACCAUAAUAGCCAAGCCGUACAGAAUCUUCUCCCCUACGAGAGACGUCGGCAUAAAUACCGGCGAGCGUUUCGCUCAGAUUGGCAAUCGAGCGGUGCAGAUAAAUCCAAUAGAGAGGCCGAUACGGGAGGAAUAUCGGCAGAAUGUACUGGCUUCCUUUCCGUACGGGGAGAUCCCGUACCAGAACGCGGUGCAGAACGUGCAGAAUCAGAUCAUUCAGGAGAACAUGCAGCAAUAUCAGAAUACCCAGCAGCAAAAUUACACCGGAUGGAAUCAGUUGCCGCAGCAGAGCGGUAUGCCGGCGAACAAUCGUCUCGGCUUCCAGCAGAACGUGCACAAUCAGAACCAGCAGUACCUGUCGAACAGAAUAACGCAAAAUGUGAUGAAGAAUCCUAAUGUGGAGAAUAUCAUGCGUCAGCAGAAUCAGUUGCAGCGAAAUAACGCGGAUAAUCAAGCGAUGCCGCAGGAGCCGCGUAAGGUUGUCUACGCACAAAACCUGCCUACAUACAGGCAGUAUCAAGACAUCGGGCCUCGUCUGACCUGCAUGACGAACGUCAUGCCAAACGGAUCGCUGUCGCCGGACUACUCGCCGGACGUAUCGCAGAACUUGAACGACGCCUUCUGCCUGUCGAAGAGCGACGACAAGACGCACAACUUAAACGAGACGUACAGCCGACCCGCGGAUGCGACUGUCAUGACGAAUAACGCGACCUGUAACGACGAGACUUUGCUGCUGGAAUUCUUGUUGGAUUCGCCCACUCCAUCGGAGAACGGUGGAAAGUCGCGGGAUAGUGCCGUGAAUACGGAUGAGAUGCCGAGCGCACCGUUCAGGAAGAAGAAGGCGCAGAAAUUGGAGCAGCUUAUGCUCAACGCGAUUAAUUCUCAAAACGAAGUCGUCAAUAAGAUCUUGUCUGCGCAAAACGACAUGGUGACGCGAUUCCUCGACGUUGACAGAGACCGGCAGAACAGACUCGAGAACAGAUUGGAUCAUCUGUUGGACGUCGUUCACGCCACGGUACUCAACAAGAACGAAACGCCCCCGUCACCGUCGACGCCACCGCCGAUGCCGGAAACCGCGAUCACUUCUCUCCUUCCGCCACCGAAGCCAGGAAUGAUUCCGCCUAAAUUGGAUCUGGUUCCUCCGAAGCCCUGCCGCGUUCCUUGCACAAUACCGAAUUCAAACAUCGAGCUAAUCAAUCAGAAUCCCAUUCUGACCAGACCUGGCAUCGUGUCGCCGAUUACCAGCCCGGGCGGCAGAAAGCUCGGCACGAUAUGGUCGAAAUUGGGCCCGGUAUCCACCUCGCCGUUCGUGAAGGCCCAGCAACGGCUCGGUCUCCAGCCUGUCUUCAACAAUGACGCGCGCACGAAAUCGUCGGCGGAAAGGCGCAUCGCUAGGGAGAUGGGCGGACUGUGUGUGAACGUGCGAAGCUUGAUCUACGAGACGGCGAAGCUGCUGCAGUCGGAGCGGGAACUCGAGGAGAAGAUAGAAAACGCGCGGGUGGAAAUGUACAUGGGUCAGAUGUUGACCGCGCGCAGGAAGCUGUUCACGCAGCGAGAGCCCACCGCCAUCAUAAUACUGACCGCGGCUUUCUUGGACACCGAGUGUCGCGUCUACGAGCAAGAUCCGCCUUAUCACGGCACCUGGAAUUCGCGGAAGGAGAUACUCAAGUACGCGCGACGGGAUAAUCUUCUGGCCGGGCAGGGUGAGAGCUACGAGCGAAUGCGCCAGUUGAACGCCGCGGCGAUCCGACGCGACUAUCUGGGCUGCGAGCCGUGCGACACGUCGACCCCGGCAAAGUUGCCGCUCAAUAUCGCCGAGAACGCCAACAACGAGGCCGGGAAGCAGACCAUUCAGCAGCUCGCGCGGCUCGUGAUGAAUAGCGCGAGAUGGCGACAUUCCGCUCCGCCGAGUCAACAGCAGAAUUUAGCAGCAGAAUUAGCCCGUCCUGCAAUUCCAAUGGUAAAUAAAAACGCCCAGGACGUCGAGUACAACGCAACUUUCACCGCCCCGAAAGCGAACGCGCCUCCGCCGCCUGAUGGGCCGCAAGGAUUCAAGGGUUACAACGUGGCGCAACAGAAGCAAGGCAGCCAUAAUGAAGCAGCUUCUGACGGUAGACCAUUGGCAAAUGAUCUGCGUCAACCCAAGUUCCCGAUGGGCUUCACCACCACUAUGUUAAUCGCCAACGAUCAAAAAAGCGCAACUCUACCGAGGCAGACGAACGGCGGAGCAUCUAGAGGACUGGGAUUUGUCGACAAUCCGCCGACCGAUCGCAAGAACAAUGUUCGCUUCAUGGACGACGCAUUGGCCGAGCUGCAGCGCAUGUAUAUCGAGCGUCAAAAUACCGAGAUGGCCGAGGCACUACUGCCUUUCGUAGUGAGUAACGGUAACAGUGCAAUAAGCGCGCACAACCGCAAUCUGAUAGAGCGUUACGUGAACGACCUGAUGGCGAAGAAGUCAACGAAAGACAAGGACACGGACUCUGACAACGAUGACGAGUAUCUCGACACUUCCACUAGUAUGCAUCCUGGCGUGAUGGCUCGCAGAGGCUCAUUGACAUCAAACGGCACAGCGUCGACGGAGACUGCUCAUUCGGUGAAACUUGGCAAGGCAGCACUUAAUCACUGUAGAAUAAGUUAAGCGCAGGGAAAGACGAGAAAAAAAAAGAAACAUAUUUUUUAUAUUCUUUUUCACUUGCGCGAUCAGUCUUCCUUAUAAUUGCUCAAUUGUAUGCGCCAGGUUCCUCAUCACUUGUUACUUUAUGACACACUUAAUUGUUUUUCGAUCUGAUAAUCGAUAUUUUGAUAAUCGCCUUAUAGCAGUUUAUCGCAGAGAUAAAAGCUUAAGUUAGCGAUAUGACUUAAUGUUUAAUCCUUAAAUACUAGCGAGCAGAAAGCUGCAUAUUAACGAUACAUCUUUUUCCAAGCAAACUUAAUAUCGAAUCUCUCAGAAAUCAAAAAAUUUUGAUAAUACACUCAGGUAUUUUUCAUUGUUCUUUAUAAAGAGGUAGAAAGACAUAUAAAAAUUAGUUGUUGAAUAUAUUCAAUGCGAGUACUUAAGGAUUAAUUUAGAUCUUAUUGAUAAUCCGUCUUCUAUAUUACUAAUUUCGUAACUAUACAAUUAGUGAUUAUGUUAUUACCAUAUAGAUUUUUGGGGAAUAACACAUUCCGUAGAAAUGCGUUAUACGCAUACUAAUGAUUUGAAUCGAGUAUACAGUGCAAUGGUAUCUGUUGAGACUUCUUUUAUGUCGAUUGUUUUCAUUGUUUAGAUCUUAUUAUACAAUGUUUAUCGCUCUUGUGUUAUAUAGUUUAUACGCUUGCUAUUCAUAUAGUAUGCAUAAUUAUGAGCAAAUUCAUCGAUUAAGCAAUUCCGUAAGUAUCGCGCAAGAUUCAAGAAAGGGAACUUAUUACUUAUAUCCUUAGAUGGAUAGAAUUCUUAUUGGGGAGCAAUCUCGUAUUUUUAUACCAUGACCCGAAUAAAUUUAGAUAUAUAUAUAUAUUAGAUAUAUAUUACGAUUUUGUUAUUCUGCGACAUAGAUCGCAAAAAUUCUAGGUAAGGGAAAUAAAAGUGUUCAUCAUCUUCAUGUUUCCAUGUCCCAAACUGGCGAUGUGCCAAUUGAAUUUCAUUUAUAAAGUGUCUUAUUAUUAAUAAAACAUACCAUCUAUACUUA